AUGCAUGACGGUGAUGCGAGCGAAAGAGAGAAGGCCCAGCAAGCGGAGCAGUAUCAAGUGAAAAUCCAGAACAACAGUUUUUGUCUGCUUCUUUCUGGAUUGGCGGAUAUCUAUGAACAGUAUGGGGUCUUGGUCUCAGAAGUUCAAAAAGUGAACCUACUACCAUUUCAGCGAUUUGACAAGUUUACAGGUCACAUGGAGAAAAUGAAGAAAAUGGUCAAGUGCCUUUCAGAUCACAACAACUGCGGGAAGGACAAAUGCUUCUGGCCACAUUAUCACAAGAACAAACCAGGCAUUCUUAACGGCCAGUUUGUUGGCACUCAGAUUAUAGAGGAUCACGAAGUACAGCAUGUUCAUAACACGAGGAGAGCCCGGCAACAAGAAGCAGAUAAUGCCACCACAAGCCCCGUCAUGGCCGCGGAAAGGAAACUCGCUGACUUGACAACCCAACUUGUGAAAGGUUUCAGGGAAUACGUUUAUAGCGAAGAUGCCUUGGAAAUGGUUGAAAGUACAAGAUUUUUGACUGAUCUGACAUCCUUAGCCAUGCAGAUUCGAGAGAAAGGACAUAUUUUAUUAGGUGUUCUUAAUGCCGACAAGUUUGUUCGAAUCGCCAAGAAAAUCUCGCGAAACGUCCGCGUUGUGAAUAACCAAGAGAUAGUCCGACAAUACAAGAUUUUCGUACGAAGACUAGCAUCAAAAACAGAAGCAAUAGCAAUACCAGAGUUGCAAAAGAUGGAUAGCAAGAAUUUAAUAAAAAAAUUCCUGACCAGUGGCGGUGAACUAUACGUUGGUUGUGAGAUGGUAGUUGAAGCAAUAGUUGUUGCAGCAAUCAAAAUGACUGUUGAGUCUAUUGCUGAAUCAGAUAUUUUGCGCUACAAUACGCACAACAGUAAACUAAGAAGUAUGUCCGAGGAAGCUGUGCUGAUCGCAUCUUAUCUUCAGCCUUGUCAAAGUAUUUCAGGCAUGGAAACUGGCAUUUUGUAA
Messenger RNA from Paramuricea clavata, 984 nucleotides. Lineage: Eukaryota; Metazoa; Cnidaria; Anthozoa; Malacalcyonacea; Plexauridae. The record is from the annotation of a GenBank genome assembly.